AUGGGGGCAAAACGACCGCAUGAAGGAGACGCAAAGUCUUUUGUGAAGAAGCAAAAGAGUCGCUUCGCUAUCGGUCCUGCAAAUUUGCCGGAUGGCACCCAUAGACGGAAAAUCGAAAAGAUCAAGAAAGGUCUCAUCAGCAAGGCGAAGCUGAAGAAGCAGUACGCAAAGCUCAAGGCUCGCGAAGAAAACGAAGAGACGACGCCGCGCAAGUCCGUUUACGACCGCGAAUCUGUCCACGACAAUGAAGACGAGGACGAGAAUGAGAACAAGGAGUCUACCGAGCCUGUCCCAGAGCCCACUUUGGAGCCACAUCCUGAUCGCGUUGCCAUGUUAGAAGAGAAGUCGCCCGAACCAGAGCCCAGGCAGAACUUUGAGAGACGGCAACGGCGGCCACGACCACAGCCGUUCUUGAAAGAGACUGAGGUGGCACAAAAGAAGAGGGAAGAGAUUGAGGCGCGACAAAAAGCGAGGGAAGAAGCGGACAAGGAGCGCGCGAAGAAGAUCGCUGAGCGCGAGCGCUUCAGGAAAACCAUGGCUAAAGCGAGGGGUCCAAAUGGACAGAGGAAACUGGGCCGAGAGAGCACAGUCCUGCUUGCCAAAGCGCAGAGGCUCAUGGGCAAGACGUGA
Messenger RNA from Alternaria atra, 630 nucleotides. RefSeq lists its product as uncharacterized. The record is from RefSeq and is a predicted model, not a curated record. Lineage: Eukaryota; Fungi; Ascomycota; Dothideomycetes; Pleosporales; Pleosporaceae. The transcript has 2 exons. The coding region runs from base 1 to 630 and encodes 209 amino acids.